Notodromas monacha is the source of this 616-nucleotide messenger RNA. NCBI's taxonomy places the organism in Eukaryota, Metazoa, Arthropoda, Ostracoda, Podocopida, Cyprididae. The record is from the annotation of a GenBank genome assembly.
CACUUGGGGAAAAUUCUAACGUAACCUUCAUCGCGAUCAUUUCCUUUUGAUCGAGUUGACCAGCUAACCAAAUAUUCAAACCUUUCGUAAGUAAUAAUCGCUCAUGUUCAUUUUAGCCAAAUAUUUUUCUUAAAUAAACGAGGAAAUUUUUGCCUAUACAUACCUAUUCCAAGAUGGGCUUGCAUUUCGGCAGUCUCGGGGUCAAAGUCCGAGGACUCGUCACGGUGAGAUUGUCACCCUAUGAGCAAAAGCCCUUCGCUGGAGCCGUUUCCAAAGGUUUCCCCAACAUGAUCAGACGGGUUCAAGAAGAAGUUCUGUUUGUUGUACCUCCUUUCGUCAUCGGGUAUCUCAUCUACGCAUGGGGAGAAGCAGCUUACCAAAAUAAUUUGAGGAAACAAGACGGGUCCUUCGAAUGUGCCAUUGCAGCUGCUGGGAAGGCUGAAGAAUAAGCCCGUCAUAAUGCCUCAUCCCGUGACUAAAAAAGAAUAACAAAUCUUCAGUUAUUUAUUCAAACAAGGAAAAUCUUUCAAAAAAAUUUCGUUCGCUUUUAUUCUCUCCAGCCCGAAUUCCAAUUGAAAUAUAGAAAGAAUUCGCGCAGUCGAUGAAAUCCAGAAGA